Molecule: messenger RNA, 3171 nt
Organism: Microtus oregoni (creeping vole)
Lineage: Eukaryota; Metazoa; Chordata; Mammalia; Rodentia; Cricetidae
Gene: Chp1
Product: calcineurin like EF-hand protein 1
Exons: 7
Coding region: 555-1142 (195 amino acids)
Molecular function (GO): calcium ion binding
Source: RefSeq, a predicted model, not a curated record
AGGAGGAAAGACUGCGCCGGGCCCAGUCUGGGGAUCCACCCUGGGACUCCCCACUUGUUAUGUCGGUUUUGUUUCUCCCCUCAGUUCCUGUCACCUGUGAGAUGGGAUGCCUGGUGCGAGGGUCCUCAGAGAAACCUGUGGGUUACGCAGUGAACCUGCCCUCUGGUUUGUCGGCAAACGGUGGCAAGGCGGCACUGCCCUUUUAACUGUGGUCGCCAGCGCCACAGUGGCGUCGCCCUUUUAAGGCCGGCGGCAGCUGGGGUUCCGGGGGCGGGGUCUGUCUCCCUUUGGACUCUUGCAGCCGCGGGGCUGAUUCAUUCCGGGCUCGAGCGCCAAGCUCUGACGUUGGCGCCUGCGCAGGGCGCGGCCUCGCUCCCGAUUGGCUGCUGUCGGACUGCCCUCCCCCGCGCGCCACCCCUGGUUUCCCUCCCCGGGCCGCAGAAGAAACAGUGCCCUCUCCCUUCUUGACCCCUGGCCCUUCCCUCCCUCCUUCCCUCUCGCCGCCGUAGCGUCUGGCGCAGCCGCUCCCGGAGGAGCACCCGCCGCCAACGGUGAUGGGGUCUCGGGCCUCCACGUUACUGCGGGACGAAGAGCUCGAGGAGAUCAAGAAGGAGACUGGCUUUUCCCACAGUCAGAUCACGCGCCUGUACAGCCGGUUCACCAGCCUGGACAAAGGGGAGAAUGGGACUCUCAGCCGGGAAGAUUUCCAGAGGAUUCCAGAACUUGCCAUUAACCCAUUGGGGGACCGGAUCAUCAAUGCUUUCUUUUCAGAGGGAGAGGACCAGGUAAACUUCCGAGGAUUCAUGAGAACUUUGGCUCAUUUUCGACCCAUUGAGGAUAACGAAAAGAGCAAAGAUGUGAAUGGACCUGAACCACUCAACAGCCGAAGCAACAAACUGCACUUUGCUUUCAGACUGUAUGAUUUGGAUAAAGAUGACAAGAUCUCCCGUGAUGAGCUGUUACAGGUGCUACGAAUGAUGGUUGGAGUGAAUAUCUCAGACGAGCAGCUGGGCAGCAUUGCGGACAGGACCAUCCAGGAGGCUGAUCAGGAUGGAGACAGUGCCAUAUCCUUUACAGAAUUUGUUAAGGUUUUGGAGAAGGUGGAUGUAGAACAGAAAAUGAGCAUCCGGUUUCUUCACUAAAGGACAGGGACCAAAUUAUUCUUGCUUUCUAGUAUUUAAGAACUGGAACGUCAUUCUGUCUGUCUGCCCCACUCCCAUCUUGUUAUUCCCUUUUCCCAUAAAACUACUGCUCUUGCAUGACAACCCGAAGUCUCUCCUGUCCACACAGACUUGCCUUUGGUGUAUAAACAGGGCGUUCAGAAUGGUACCCUUGGUCUAUUUCUGUCCAGUAUGCACCCACCAGGUCUCUGUUGUAAGUAUCAUCUUCCCUUGUUUUGCUGCUGAAUGCCAUGCAUCCAUCCUGUCUGAGGAAAUGAAAUAGGACUCAUAUCAAGAACCAGCCAGCAAAGCUCCCACUGGAUGGAGACCAUAUCCAUGCUGCCUUCCCUUCAUCGAGCCUCCGUCAUGUUCCUGUUUCCUUUUUGUGUCCUUUACUUCCUACUUCUCUGUCACCCAGCCUUCUCUCCAUUUGGUCUUUGGGCCUCCCUCCUUUUCAUCAGGAUUCCCUGUGUUCUGCUAGACUCCAGGCUCUGCUGUCAAGUCUGUCUGUGAUUGGCAGGAUAGUGAGUGGUCUGGUGGUUUAUAGCUACCUUCUCCUGGAUGUGUCUUUGGGGCACUGCUGUCCAGGAGCUUUUCAGCAACCAGUACAAGUCCUGGAAAGCAUGUGACUCAGUCCCCUGAGCUGCUCUCGUCACAGGGCUGUUCCUGAAAGGUGGCGUCACCGUGAGGCUUGUAGAGCCAUAUUUCCUAGGUGGUUUCCCCAGGUCUCUCUACCUCUGGCUUUUUAUUUUCAACAUAUUUAUAUGGCCUCUUUUCUGAGUACAGUGUUGACAUUCAGAAUUAGUCUUAUGCCUGCCAGUUUGCUUCUCUUUGGGACAUUGUCACCAAUAGAGUAGCCAUUAUGACAGUACAGUAGGGGGCCUUGUAGUUUUCUAAAGAGGCUAGACACCCUGGAGAGCUGUCCACGUUUGCCCUGCAGCAUGGGCUUUGCCUCAGUGUUCUGUACACUGGAAGACUCUUCAUAUUUCCAAACAGAAAGACAAGUGUUGUGGAAGUGCCUGACUCAUCUCAGUCCUAAAGAAUUAGAAGAAUUAAAUUGUCCUCAGUGUCUUAAUGUUUUGCACAAAAUUCCGAAUGAAUUUUAUACUUGGCAAAUUUUAAUGCUGGCAGCUGUGUAGUCAGUUCAUAAAGCAGUGAAUGUAUUGUCUCAUGAACGUCCUCAUCACAUGACCGUCUAGCUCCUUGUGUAGACCACUGCAGAUCCCUUCAGAGCAGAAGGCCUGGCCCCGGUGACACCAACUGAAGUGAUACUAGAGGUUGUUGAGUGACCCAGCUCAACUUUUGGGCCAGUGUCAGCUUGGUUUAGACCUCACUGCAUCAGGCUGCUUCUGUCCUAUGUCUGUAAAUCUGCUCUUGGCUGGCUUUCUCUGAUGUUGCUCGCUUGCUUGCUUCUUUGCUUUGGAAGGCUAUCCAAGAUGUAUAAACAAUUCUUUAGGAAAAAAAUUUGCUAUUAACUCAAACAAAAACACUGCAAAAGGAAUGGGUAAAGGUGAUGCAGGGGAGUGGCUAGGGUGGAUUGCUGGAGUCUACAUGAAUUGGGGAAUUCUUUAUGAAAUAUCUGUCUGACUUUGUGAUCAAAUGAUGUAAUAUAAGAAUUGUAUAAAAAGAAAGAAUUGGCCGGGCGGUGGUGGCGCACGCCUUUAAUCCCAGCACUUGGGAGGCAGAGGCAGGUGGAUCUCUGUGAGUUCGAGACCAGCCUGGUCUACAAGAGCUAGUUCCAGGUCAGGCUUCAAAACCACAGAGAAACCCUGUCUCGAAAAACCAAAAAAGAAAGAAAGAAAGAAAGAAAGAAAGAAAGAAAGAAAGAAUUGUCUGAUACUGAUCUGAGAAGUACUUCAGAGGCUUCUUGAUUUACAUAUUUAAAGUUUCUAAGAUUAUGCCCCCCUUGGCUGUGUAGCAAACUGUUUUAAUCCACAGUUGUGCCUUAUUGUCCCAUUAAAAUUGUAUUCUUCAAUCCAUCAAUAAAUUAAUUGUCAUUAAAACAAAAGAA